Molecule: messenger RNA, 6285 nt
Organism: Oncorhynchus tshawytscha (Chinook salmon)
Lineage: Eukaryota; Metazoa; Chordata; Actinopteri; Salmoniformes; Salmonidae
Product: meteorin-like protein
Exons: 4
Coding region: 4386-5279 (297 amino acids)
Molecular function (GO): hormone activity
Source: RefSeq, a predicted model, not a curated record
UUUCAAUUCAGCCUGGUUUAAAUGUGGUAGGCUAUAGAGGUAUGUAAUAGCUGUUAUUUAAUAUAGCAAUAAGGACUUUCCCUAAUGUUUCAUACCAUUUUCUGUACACAUUUAAAAAUAUAUAUUUAAAAAAUAUUUUCACAUUUUGUAUUAACAUAAUUGCAUCCAUGUAGACCUACCUAGUGUAAAGUAGGCCUAAUGUUUAAAAAUAUUUGGAAAAUACCUUCCAUUAUCCAUAGCAUAUUAUAUGCAAUAAAUCGAGAAUAUUCGUGUGAAAAUGUAUGUCAGGUAAGGUUCAAUGGACGACCUUGACCUGUAGUUAACAAUUACCCUAAUACACAACUCUGUGCUCCGGUGCAGCAGCCAGUGCAGUUGGAGCUCGGCGGUUGAAAUGUUCCCUGGACUCCCUGAUGUGUGUCAAAUCAGUUCAGCACAGCUGGGACUGGGACUGGCGAUAUUUUAGUUAUGACUUCCACUGAACUGCUUUAGAAAAAUGCACGAGCAAAACACAUCAGUUUCCGAUGCUGAGUUAAUUUGUUUUGGGAUUUGAGGUAAUCAUUUGUAAAAAUGUAUUUUGUUGGCUUAUUCAAAUAGCCAUUUGGGAAUUGUUUUGCGCAAUAUUCAAAAUAACCCGUCAGUGGAUUUUCAUGACACGACUAAUUGUUUGCUUGAAGGAACCUUCGAACAAGAUAAUCAUUGUCCCAUUUAAUUAACUGAGGUUUGGGGUUUCUUCAGGCAAACAAUUAGUUGUGUCAAGAAAAUUCGGUGUUUAAGGACCGGACUGGUCAGAGUGUAACUUUUUGACAGUGUCUAAAUGGUAGGUUUACUUCAGUUAGGGUAGAUAACAAUUAAUUACCGUUUAGCUCUGAAGCAUUGGUCAUGGUGCGAGCUAAUGAGUUUUGAUGAUCUAUUGCUCGUUAGACCAAUUUUGUCUUUUCUAAUUAUUUGUUCACAAUCUAGAUGGAUAUUUGCAUGGGGUCUUGUUUAGCAGACAAGGACGUGCAUGUAUGUAGUCAAUAUUUGAUCACUUGACUUAUUAUUCUUAGGUCUAUUGACAGACUGCCGAAAGAAAUGGCACACAUGGGGCCACAGACGGCUUCAUCUUUUGGAUCUUGAAUUGGACCACAACCUUUUAAUUAAAUUAGUCGAACGCUCAUUAAAAACAAUUGAAAAUAUCGUGUCCAACUGCAUCUUAAGUAUUCCUACCUUUGAUAAUGCCAAUAUCUAAUGGCUUCUGCGUUGUAGAUUUUCUUAGUUAUCUAUAGCCUAAUAUAAUACAGGUUUUUACAUUCAUGUCAACCUAACAAUUGACGUUUCUAUCUUUUGGAAAGUACGAAAUAUGACUCAUCAUCACACACCCUGAUGACCCAAGCCUCCUUUUAUAAACUGAGCUAUAUGACUCGCCUAGUUAAAUAAGGGUUCAAUAUUAAUACAGUAGGCCACACACCAUUUAUCUACUGCAAUCAAUUUCUCUCGCACGCUCGGGACUAUAGGCCAACCCAUGUGUAUGUGCGUUAUGUCUCCUAAUUGUUUUAGGCCUAAGCCUUGUCUUUUGCGACAAGCAAUGUAUAGACGGUGCCAGACGCACGGCAGUGGGGUAAGCUAUAUUACAAUGCAGGGACCAGAGGGCACGGGAGUCUCAUUGCAGGUGGUUGCCGUCGGGGACCGUUUUAGCCAGCCAUGGGUUGGUCCUGGGCAGGAGGGCCAUGAUCGUUCAAAAGGUGCAGAUGAAACGCGGAUGCUGCUGGAUGUGUGUGAUGAUGGGACGUCUGUGUGGCAUAUUUGACUAUUUUCAUAUGUGGUCGUGCCUCGAUAUGGGAUGGGGUGCUUGCCCUUGCAGGUACGGCAGUAACCCUCAAGACCCGGGUGGAGUGUCACAGACUCAACUCUAUGUUGCCAUAAGCCUUUUAUUUUAUUAUUCACGAUUUUAAUAUAUAUUAUUCAAUAGGAGUUAUAAUACCACAUUAAAGAAAAUUUUUACUUUGGCCAAUUAGCAUAAUGCGUCUUAUGGACAGAUGAUGUAACAAAAUGUAAAUGACAUGCCUGCAGGGAGACAGAAAUAUUACAGUGCUGGAGCUGAGCUAGAGGCUGACUGUGACCUUAAAUCAUCUCUGGCAUUUCUAACACUCUGGCCCAUUAUUUUAAUUGAGGACCCCCAAACGAGCCCAUUUUAUUGCUUGAGGCCCCCAUUAUUAGCCAGAUAAUUCUACUUUUGCGAAGAAAAAAACAAGUUAUGCAGGCAAAAAAUGGACCAGCCCUUCUGGCAUUUGCCCGAAAUGCCAGAUGGCUAGUCUGCCCCUAUGGGACACUGAACCACUAGCCUAGAAUUCAGUCAGUCUGGGGGCUGAAUGCCACUCGGACUAGAGGGUUAUUCUCUCUCUUUUUGUAGAAUAACAAAGUGUCCAUUCAUGUUGCUCUCCCCAGGGAACUGGGCUCUGGCCUCCGAACACGUGACUCAAACAGACCAACCUGAGAGCGCGUGUGAAAAUGAACCUGGCUGUGACAACAGCGCGAGCCACUCAACUGCCAUUGACAUUUACAAGGUCUUCCCUUACAGCUGAAUUCUGAUAGACGAUUGAAAAUAAUAUCUAUUCCUGGGUAUAUUUCGGAAUACUUUUUAUAGACUAAAUUAAAAUAGUGUAGGUUAAAAAAUACAUACAUUAUUAAUGUUUAAAAUGAAUGAAAGGUGCCCUAUUUUAGCUCUUUGCAAUUUAAAAAAUCUAGCCUAUAAACUAUGUUAUUACUACACAGUAGGCCUAUGUCUGUUAAAUUUCCACCUGGUUGAGGAAAGGACAUAUCCCUUUCGUAAGCCUAUACCCUAGCAGAGGACUUUCCCCGCAGCUGAGAAAACAUCUGCCUAAAUUCUCCAUAUGAGUGCAAUUUACCAAACCACAUUCCCAUCAAAACGUAUAAGCCUUUGAUCUCGCACCACCGGAGGGGGCCAACCAAGUCGUGUGAACAACCAACAGUAUUAUACACAUGUGGUUGCUGGAAAACCCCGCAAGAUGUCGCCAUGGUCUUGACUUGCACCUUUUGUUGCUUGGGCCCAGAAGGAUUGCUAUUUUGUUCACAGGUUUUAACCCUCAUUAACGUUAAAACCGAGACGCGCAUGACCUGCAUUUUCCAGAUGUGCAUUACAUGUACAAGGCCACUAGAUAGAGCCCAAGUAUCAAAAAUACGUUAUACCUUUUUCAGUUCUUGGCCUGGGCCUGUUCCUAGUUGGAUGGAUUUCGUCAUCAUUACCGUUAUUCGCCCUCCCUAUCUCCUUCACCCCCACUCACCACCCAAACUAUACUAUCUGUGGCCGUUAGGCCUACCAUUCGUUUUUAUAGAACCAAGCCUAUCAUUACAAAAUGCGAUUUAAAUUAUCUGCAUAUAUAUACAAACAACCUCGUAUUAUUUUGUUCAUUUAUUUUAUGAGUCAUUUACGUUUUAUAGGUCAAUGUUUAGGGGUUGAAUGUGCAAAUAUAGUGUUCGGAAAAUACGUAUCAAUACUAGCCUACAUAAAUAAAAGGCUUCUAAAUAAGAAGUAAUUGGCAUUUUUUCGGCAUUUAUUUCCCAAAGUUUCACGAAGGCUCCAAUUAUCCAAGUGUGGAAAAGCUGUGAGUCGCGCAGUGCACUUGAAGGUAACAGAUGGCUGGAGCCUGUACUGCGGAUCGUCUUUUCACUGAACUAACCUAAAACAAAAGCUAAAAGAGAUUGAACGCUUAUUAAGUCGUGUGGGAACGUAGGCCUAAAUAAUGCGAUUUAAAAAAUGUAAUUACGUUUUGGUCAACCUUUUUCGAUUAUUGGACCCACAGGCUAUUCCGAUUGAUAGCCUGUACCUACAAUUAGCCACAAAUAGCCUGCAUGUUGUUUUUUCCAUUUUACACAACUUCUAUCAUUAAAUGAUGUCACGACAAAAUAAAAAGUACCGCCUUUGAAACGGUUUCGAUUUACAAAUCUUUGGGCUUGGUAAUUACGCAAUUGAUUGAUUGAUUUAAUUUAUUUGACAAGUUGUAAAAUACAUACAUAAACGCGCUCCAGCCAGUGACGCCUCCACAUACAAUUUAAGAAAAUCAUCAAGGAUAACACAAUUAAGCUUAUUAGCUUAUGUCCAUUGUGGUCCAACGGUAAUGAUGACGAAAUCCAUUCCCGGUUGUAUCAACCAUAAUCAUCCUCACACAUACACAUAGCGAGGACAUCCAUUUUCUACCAACGCUGUCAGGGGGCUAGGGUGCACGUGGCUAAUCAUACAACGCAGCCGCAGCGUCAGUCACAGGCGUCCACAGAUGUUGCUAAGAGAGCAUCUCAGUGAGCUAGCAGAAGGAUUGGAGCGGAACAUUGGUGAUGUUUUCUCACCAAGUUGAUUUUUGGAUUCUAUUUUUAUUCCUAUAUUUGGUGCAAUGUCGCCAACUCCAAGGCUGAUUUUCAUGUAUGUACUGUUCCUCUGCUGGUUGUCUCCCUGCGCGGCAGACCUAUGCAACUGGAGUGGAAGUGGUUUGGCGCGUGAGGCUGAGGCUAACUCGCGGACUGUGCAGCAGGUGCGGCUGCGUUGCACAGAGGGUUCGGUGGAGUGGGUCUACCCGGGCCAGGCGCUUCGGGUCGUCCUGGAACCCAACCUGUCCUCUGCGCGCCACACAACGGUCUGCAUCAAACCGUUCCGCAGCUUCAACGGUGCCAGCGUCUACAUCGAGCGGGCUGGGGAACUUGACCUGUUGAUGACGGAUGGAGGGCGGCCGGAGCAGGUGUUCUGUUUCCCGGCGGACGGACCUCAGAAGCCAGCCAUCUUCCUCCUGGCGAACCCGCAGAGGGAUAUCAGCCAACGCGCAGUAGGCUUCAGAUAUGAGUUGCUGGGCAAUCGGACCACUGCGCCCAACCUCGGCCAAAGUGUGUUGCAGGCUAGCUGCCGUCCCUGCAAUGACACAGAGCUCCUCCUGGCCAUCUGCAGCAGUGACUUUGUGGUUCGCGGCUCCAUCAGGAACGUAUCCCACAAUGCUGAGCGGCAGACAUCGUUGGUGGAGGUCUCAGAGGGGAGGGUGUACCGGCAGCGUAGCGGGGUGUUCGAGCGCCACACUGGCACCAUAGGGGUUCCCGGUUCCAGUUCCUCAUGGCACGGUCACAUCCACACACUGUUACAGUGUCACGUAAAGCCUGGGGGCGGAGAGUUCCUAUUCACAGGGACAGAACACUUUGGGGAGGCCUGGCUGGGUUGUGCCCCCCGCUAUAAAGACUUCAUGUCCCUCUACCAAUCAGCUUGGGCGGCUCGUCAGAACCCCUGUGAGUUCCCUCUGGACUGAGGGUGUGUCCCAGUUCCUAGUGGCGAUCCAUGAGCCCUGUGACCUAUAUGUAGGGUUUAUUUUCUUAAAUGGAACACAUUGAGUCUCUUCUUUCUACCCCAGUUGGCAUGGUAGAGAUUAUGUCGCCGUGGCAGCAAGCGAGCGAGAUGAGUUCCUCACGACCACAGCGGUUUGAGAGAUGUUGUCCCUUCUACUCCUCAUGAAUCUAUACCGCUCACAACACCAGCAGGGACAAAUCUGUUGGAGCACUUGUAGAGCACAAGGAGUACAAGGCCCAGGGCAGGGGCCCACAGGGGACCCAUCCAGCCAGCACUAGAGGGGCCACCCCAGCCCCUGCCGGCCCCAGCGGGGAAAGGCUUAGAGAGCCUGGCCCUUUGUCUGUCUCUCUUCUCAACGCCCACAGCUCCCAGAGACUAAAAACGGUUUGACUGCUGCUUCACUCUUUGUCUCUCCCCACACCAACUGCUGCUUCACUCUUUGUCUCUCCCCACACCAACUGCUGCUUCACUCUUUGUCUCUCCCCACACCAACUGCUGCUUCACUCUUUGUCUCUCCCCACACCAACUGCUGCUUCACUCUUGCUGCUUCACUCUUUGUCUCCCCACACCAACUGCUGCUUCACUCUUUGUCUCUCCCCACACCAACUGCUGCUUCACUCUUUGUCUCUCCCCACACCAACUGCUGCUUCACUCUUUGUCUCUCCCCACACCAACUGCUGCUUCACUCUUUGUCUCUCCCCACACCAACUGCUGCUUCACUCUUUGUCUCUCCCCACACCAACUGCUGCUUCACUCUUUGUCUCUCCCCACACCAACUGCUGCUUCACUCUUUGUCUCUCCCCACACCAACUGCUGCUUCACGCUUUGUCUCUCCCCACACCAACUGCUGCUUCACUCUUUGUCUCUCCCCACACCAACUGCUGCUUCACUCUUUGUCUCUCCCCACACCAACUGCUGCUUCACUCUUUGUCUCUCCCCACACCAACUGCUGCUUCACUCUUUGUCUC